Molecule: messenger RNA, 2704 nt
Organism: Pseudogymnoascus verrucosus
Lineage: Eukaryota; Fungi; Ascomycota; Leotiomycetes; Thelebolales; Thelebolaceae
Gene: ERO1
Product: endoplasmic oxidoreductin-1
Exons: 3
Coding region: 604-2496 (630 amino acids)
Biological process (GO): protein folding in endoplasmic reticulum
Cellular component (GO): endoplasmic reticulum membrane; endoplasmic reticulum
Molecular function (GO): thiol oxidase activity; protein-disulfide reductase activity; FAD binding
Source: RefSeq, a predicted model, not a curated record
CAAUAAACAAUAAGUUCCAUAUAAGUUAACUGGUUACACUUGUGAAUUCAGGCACGGGGGUGGUGGCUGGAUCAUCUGUGUUGAGUGAUUGGUCGGUUGGUGAUCGCCACUUGGUGGCGGGACCUUUAAUCCGUCGUCCGACCCUCCCGCCGGGCCUUGAAUCAGAUUAUCAGACGGUAGGAAUGGACACGUUGAAGCGAAAGGUACAGGACUAAAUUACCCUGGCUUUGUAAACACAACAUUUCCGAUUUGAAAUCACUCUUUUGUAUUUAUAUUUUCCCCAUUUUCAAUACCAUGCCGGCCAUUUAUGAUUGAAGAGUUUGGUUCUGUACUUUUUAAGUUUAAGUGACUUUCUCGAAAGUUAUACCGCUUUGAGCCACGCCCCAAAUUCCUGGACCUUAAUUGGAUUGGAAGCACUUUCUUUGAGAUCUUUCGACAGGUCUAAAUUGAGGGAUCAAUAGAUAUAUACACUGCCAGUCCGCUGGAAACUUUACAAUCUGGAAACAGCCAUCUGCGUCAUUUCCAGAGACUCCGGGCGCUUCACGAGUUCCCAAUUGUAAAGGUGCUGGCCUUGCGUCGCCAGAAAAAAUCCCCAUCGCCACCAUGAGGACAGCAGCACAACUCUUCUACCUCGCUGUGUUUGCGCUCUUGCAUACGUCAGAUGCAAACAGCGAAGCAGUCGCGAGAAACAUCCUCCCCGAAGCCGCCGACGAAUGCGCCAUCCACCCAAAGGCAAUUGUCUCCGAUGCAUGCGCCUCCUACUCUACAAUCGACAAUCUAAACAAGGCGAUCAGCCCCGCGGUCGAGGAUCUCACCAAGCACACCGACUUUUUUGCAUACUACCGCCUCAACCUAUUUAAUAAGCAAUGUCCCUUCUGGAACGACGAAAGCAGCAUGUGCGGCAACAUUGCCUGCGCCGUAAACACACUCGAUAACGAGGAGGAUAUACCACUUGUCUGGCGCGCGGAGGAGUUAUCAAAGCUGCAAGGACCAAAAGCCGUUCACCCCGGACGAAAGCAACAAGCCGAGCGCGGUCCCGAGAGGCCGCUACAGGGCAUGCUGGGAGAGGACACAGCGGAGAGUUGCGUGAUGGAAUACGACGACGAGUGCGAUAGCAGGGACUACUGUGUACCAGAAGACGAGUCCGCCACAGCCAAGGGCGACUACGUGAGUCUAGUCGACAACCCAGAGCGCUUCACCGGAUACGGCGGCGCGAGCGCAAACCAAGUCUGGGACGCCAUAUACCGCGAGAACUGCUUCAGCCGCUCGUCCUUCCCCAAGUCCGCGUCUCUCGGCAAGCCGAAGACCGCCAGCAUGCAGUUCCCCGCCGCCAACGAGCUUAAGUUCGUGAUGCAGGGCGGUGCGAAGCAUGCUCCGCUACUGGGAAAUGCACCGAGCGCUGAGACGGGCUUCGAGAAUGAGGAUGAGUGCUUGGAGAAGCGCGUGUUCUACCGCGUGGUGUCGGGUAUGCACGCGAGUAUCAGCGCACAUAUCUGCCAGGACUCGCUCAACCAGCUUACUGGCCAAUGGGGUCCGAAUCUGACUUGCUACCGUGAGAGGCUGCACGAGCACCCGGAGCGCAUCUCGAACCUGUACUUCAACUACGCCCUCGUCGUACGCGCCGUGGCUAAGCUGGGACCGUAUUUGAACGAUUACACGUACUGCUCAGGUGACCCCACGCAGGAUGCGGAAACGAAGAGCAAAGUCCUCGCCAUCUCAGCUCAGGCGGCCCGUGAGCCGAAUAUCUUCGAUGAGAGCUUGAUGUUUGUUAAUGGCGAGGGACCGAGCUUGAAAGAGGACUUCCGUAACCGUUUCCGCAAUAUUAGCCGUUUGAUGGACUGUGUUGGGUGCGAUAAGUGCCGUCUGUGGGGAAAGCUGCAGACAAACGGCUACGGUACGGCGCUGAAGGUUCUGUUUGAGUUUGACAACCCGCACGCGCUGGAGGGUGAUCUGCAAGUUGCGCCGCAACUGAAGCGGACGGAGCUGGUGGCUCUGUUCAACACACUCGCUAGGAUCAGCAGCUCUCUGAACGCGGUUAGCAAGUUCAGAGACCUGGUUGAUGCCGAAGAUAGCGCAGCGGAGAAAGGAAAGGGGGAGAAGUAUCAUGUGAUUACGGAUCGGGAGAGGCUGGGGAGACAGCAGGUGCCGGGGAAGAGCUUCAAGGAUACGAGUGAGAUGACGGAGAAGGAACGCCGAGAGAUGGCUGAGGAUGAUGAGGAUGAGGAUGAGGAUGAGGAUAUCCAGAAGGUCAUUGGUGAUCAUCGUAGGCUCCGGGAUACCACGGAGGAGACGGUGUGGGAGGCGAUUUGCAAUGAGACGUGGCUCAUUUACCGAAUCGUGAUAUAUAUCUUUAAGCAGUGGAUUGGGUUUCCCAAGGUUGCAUGGCACAUCUUCACAAAUGAGCUCAAUCGCCUAUGGCACAACUACAUCGGUCUCCCCAUUCCGAUGCGCACCUGGGGUUGGAAACGCGUCCCAGCCCCAGAGGAGUUCUAUUAGGGCGGCUCGCCCUUUCUACUUUUAUUACGCCAAAAGAGGGGGGAUUUUCUGGGAAAUGGGAAAUAUUUUGGGUUCGGUUUGCAUCAGCGAUGGCGUUUUUUUGGGUGGGUGGGAUAGAGAUACAUAGUAUGUUGAAAGAAACUCAUAAACUAUCAACGGGGGGGAAGAUGGGGGGUGGGAGAUAAAGUAUAUAUGCGGUUCUUGGGAG